AUGGGGGACGCUGGUAGCUAGCUGGUCGUCAUCAACCCAACCCCGACCUCUCCUAUUUUUAAGCAGCCUCAGAUCGAUCGAUCAGUCAGAUCAAUCUUCCACAAACAGAGAGAGAGAGAGGGAGAGAGAGAAGAGAAUGGUUUCAAGGGAGCAGAAGAGAGCGGCGGCGGCGGCAGCAGCAGCAGCAGCACUGCAUGAGAAGCUGCAGCUUCUUCGAUCCAUAACCCACUCUCCUGCUCUAAACGAAACAUCCAUCAUUAUGGACGCAUCAAAGUACAUAGAAGAAUUGAAACAAAAAGUGGAAAGACUGAACCAAGACGUGGCAUCUCCGCAAAAUUCACAUCACCCAACUCCUCCAUUCCCGGUGGUUACUGUUGAUCAAACCCUAGAAAAUGGGUUUCUUAUAAAUGUUUUUUCACAAACGAGUUGUUCCGGAUUUCUCGUCUCCAUAUUGGAAGUCUUCGAAGAGCUCGGUCUCAACGUGCUGGAUGCUAGGAUUUCUUGUGCAGAUAAUUUUCAAUUUGAAGCAGUUAUGCAAGAAAAUGAAGGACAAAGUGAAAGCACCAAUGCUCAAGAAGUGAAACAAGCAUUGUUGCAAGCUAUCAACACUAUUUGGAUGGAGACACUUGAACGAGACUAAUCAAACUAUAUUAGUUACUAUCUUUUUUUAAACGUCUUGUUUUCAUUUACUGGCUUGGUUGAAAAAGUUGCUAAUGAGAAAAAUAAAAAUUGUGAAUUUAAGACUUAA
Messenger RNA from Malania oleifera, 748 nucleotides. RefSeq lists its product as uncharacterized. Gene Ontology annotation, molecular function: DNA-binding transcription factor activity; sequence-specific DNA binding. Bases 137 to 640 code for a protein of 167 amino acids. Gene Ontology annotation, cellular component: nucleus. Gene Ontology annotation, biological process: regulation of DNA-templated transcription. Lineage: Eukaryota; Viridiplantae; Streptophyta; Magnoliopsida; Santalales; Ximeniaceae. The transcript has 4 exons. The record is from RefSeq and is a predicted model, not a curated record.